Messenger RNA from Phytophthora sojae, 204 nucleotides. RefSeq lists its product as hypothetical. The record is from RefSeq and is a predicted model, not a curated record. The transcript has a single exon. The annotation marks the transcript as partial. Lineage: Eukaryota; Oomycota; Peronosporomycetes; Peronosporales; Peronosporaceae.
GCUCGGUCCAUAGAGUACUUGGACAACAAGCUCAGUAGUGGCGGCGUACAGCGGUUAGAGUCGGCUGUGAAACAGUUUCUCAGAGCUAUGGACGCAGUCGAAACCAAGUGGUUUGUUCGCUGGACUAGCUACAUCCGGCGAUUCGAUGAAGGAUUUGGAUCCAUGGUGGCGCCGAUUACUAAACUACAAAGGAAGGACGUCGAC